This is a messenger RNA of Scheffersomyces coipomensis, 3337 nucleotides long. RefSeq names its product chromatin-remodeling protein (gene CDC68). Gene Ontology annotation, molecular function: nucleosome binding. Gene Ontology annotation, biological process: transcription elongation by RNA polymerase II. Gene Ontology annotation, cellular component: FACT complex. NCBI's taxonomy places the organism in Eukaryota, Fungi, Ascomycota, Pichiomycetes, Serinales, Debaryomycetaceae. The transcript has a single exon. The record is from RefSeq and is a predicted model, not a curated record. Bases 200 to 3283 code for a protein of 1027 amino acids.
GUUUUUGUUUAUUGAUACUUAAAAUUUCAACGCGUCUUUUUUUUCGAAGUAACGUGAGCGCGUUGGAUACAGGAACGAACAAAAUGAAGUGAAGUGAAGUGAACAGAACAGAAAAAGUUUUGACCGUCAUAAAUUAGCAACGACGACAACGACGACGAAGGCAAACCUCAUUACACCUACUCAGAUCAAUCAAUCAAUCAUGAGUGACGUUCACAUCGACUUGAAUACUUUCCAUAAAAGAUUGUCGAUCAUCCAACGUCAUUUGGUCCAGGAUAAAAUCAAACAAAUCUUGAUCUUAGUUGGAGGUCCCGAUGAUGAAAAUACCUAUAAGAAAUCAAAUGUGAUUCAAAAUUGGUUAUUAGGGUAUGAAUUCACUCAUACUUUGAUCUAUAUCACUCAAGAGAAAUGUAUUUUCAUUACGAGUGAAGGUAAGUCUAAAUACUUGAAUCAUUUGGUUAAUAAACCUACUCAAAAUUCCAGUGAUAUUGAAAUUUGGAUUAGAACUAAAGAUGUUGAAAAGAAUAAAACUUUAUUUGUCAAUUUAAUCAAUAAAUUAAAGGAUGUUGAACUUGAAUAUGGGAUUGUGGUUAAAGAUCAAUAUAAGGGGAAGUUUAUUGAUGAAUGGAAUGAAGUUUUAAAUCAAGAAAUUAAAAAGAAUGAUAAUGUUAAUCCAUUUAAAUUGAAUGAUAUAUCACUAUUAAUCUCCAAAUCAAUUGAAAUUAAAGAUUCUGAUGAAUUUAAUAAUAUUUCAGUGGCUUCUAAUGCAUCGAUUGUAAUGUUAGAUACGUUCACUAAUGAAAUGAUGACUAUUGUCGAUGAAGAAAAGAAAAUUAGUAAUUCAAAAUUAACUGAUCAAAUUGAAGAUAAAAUUGAAAAUAAUAAUUGGUAUAAGAAAUCGAAAUUAAGUACGAAAUUAAAAUCCACCAGUUUUGAUCCUGAAUUAUUAGAAUGGUGUUAUUCUCCAAUCAUUCAAAGUGGAGGUGAUUAUGAUUUAAAACCAAGUGCUAUUUCAAAUAAUAAUCAAUUGAUUGGUGAUGGGGUUAUCUUAGCUUCGAUUGGUUUAAGAUAUAAAUCUUAUUGUGCUAAUAUCGCUAGAACGUUUUUAAUUGAUCCUACUAAUGAAAUGGAAUCAAAUUAUGAUUUCUUAUUAACUUUACAAAAUCAUAUCAUUAACGAAUUAUUAAAAGAUGGUAAAGUUGCUAAUGAAGUUUAUCAAGGUGCUCUUGAUUUCAUUAAAGCUAAUAAACCUGAUCUUUUACCUCAUUUCACUAAGAAUUGUGGAUGGUUAAUUGGUAUUGAAUUUAGAGAUUCAACUUUUAUUUUAAAUGCUAAAAAUGAUCGUAAAUUAAUUAAUGGUCAAAUUAUAAGUUUAACCAUUGGGUUUAGUAAUUUAGUUAAUAAAAAUACCAAGAAUCCAAAAUUAAAAAAUUAUGGUUUAUUAUUAAGUGAUACUGUUAAAAUUACCGAAUCAGAACCUAUAUUAUUAACUGAUUAUUCCAAACAAAGAUCAGAAAUUUCAUUUUAUUUUAAAGAAGAUAAUAAUACUGCUGCUAAACCAUCUGUUAAACAAGAAAAGAAACCAGAUCCUAAACUUGAAUUAGAUGGAUCAAGAUCGAAAAUUUUAAAAUCUAAAUUAAGACAUGAAUCAGCUACUAAUGAAGAUGAUUCAAAUGCUGAUAAAUUAAAACAAGAAAAUCAAUUAAAAUUACAUGAAAAGAGACAAGCUGAAGGUUUAGCUAGAUUUUCAAAAGCUGAUGCUACUGAUGCAUCUGAUUUUAAACCGGUGUUCAAAAAAUAUGAAUCUUAUAUCAGAGAAUCACAAAUUCCUUCUAGUGUUAAAGAUUUAAAAAUUCAUGUCGAUUAUAAAAAUCAAACUAUAAUCUUACCAAUUUGUGGUAGACCAGUUCCAUUCCAUAUAAAUUCAUUUAAAAAUGGAUCUCAAAAUGAAGAAGGGGAUUAUACUUAUUUAAGAUUAAAUUUCAAUUCUCCUGGUGUAGGUGGUAAUGUUAGUAAAAGAGUGGAAUUACCAUAUGAAGAUAAUCCCGAUAAUUCAUUCUUAAGAUCAAUCACCUUAAGAUCCAAAGAUCAUCAAAGAAUGAUUGAUGUAUUUAAAGCUAUUCAAGAUUUAAAGAAAGAUUCUGUCAAACGUGAACUGGAAAGAAAACAAAUGGCUGAUGUGGUAACUCAAGCUAAUUUAAUCGAAUUAAAAGGAUCAAGAGUUAAGAAAUUAGAUGGAGUUUCAGUUAGACCUCAACCUGAUACUAAGAGAGUUACUGGUGUAUUAGAAAUUCAUGAUAAUGGGUUAAGAUAUCAAUCAUCAUUUAAAUCCGAUCAAAGAGUUGAUGUGUUAUUUUCAAAUAUCAAACAUUUAUUCUUUCAACCAUGUAAAGAUGAAUUAAUUGUAUUGAUUCAUUGUCAUUUAAAAAAUCCAAUUAUGAUUGGUAAGAGGAAGACUUUUGAUGUUCAAUUUUAUCGUGAAGCAAGUGAUAUUGCCUUUGAUGAAACCGGUGGUAGAAAGAGAAAAUACCGUUACGGUGAUGAAGAUGAAUUACAACAAGAACAAGAAGAAAGAAGAAGAAAAAUCUUAUUGGAUAAAGAAUUCAAAGCCUUUGCUGAAUUAAUCGCUGAUUCUUCCAAUGGUUUGAUUGAUUUAGAUAUUCCAUUUAGAGAAUUAGGAUUCAAUGGGGUUCCUGCCAGAUCAUCAGUGUUCUGUAUGCCAACUAGAGAUUGUUUGGUUCAAUUAAUCGAUCCACCAUAUUUAGUGGUUACAUUAGAAGAAAUUGAAAUAGCGCAUUUAGAGAGAGUUCAAUUCGGUUUAAAGAAUUUUGACAUGGUAUUUGUAUUUAAAGAUUUUUCAAAACCAGUGGUUCAUAUAAAUACUAUUCCAAUGGAAUUAUUAGAAGAUGUUAAAAGUUGGUUAACCGAUGUGGAUAUCCCGUUAAGUGAAGGUCAAGUUAAUUUGAAUUGGAUUGCCUUUAUGAAGACAGUUCAAGCUGAUCCUUAUCAAUUUUUUGCUGAUGGUGGUUGGAGUUGUUUAACCGGUUACGGAGAAUCAGAUGAUGAAGACGAAGAUGAUCAAGAAUCUGAAUUCGAAGUGACUGAUGAAGAUCCAAGUGAUGAAAGUGAAGCCAGUGCUGAUGAAGAUGACGAUGAAGAUGAUUAUGGUAGUGAUUCUGGUAGUGGUAGUGGAGAUGAUGUUAGUGGAGAAGAUAGUGCCGGAGAAGAUUGGGAUGAAAUGGAAAGAAAAGCUGCUAAAGAAGAUAGCGAACGUUAUAGAGAUUAAGUAGGGUUUCUAGUGUAGUGUUGCACAUACUAUUGUAUAUUGUAUUUUGUAUGA